UCUUUUUGCGGUUUCUUCUGUAGUUUCGGUCCUCGCCUUCGUUCGCCAUGUCCGCUUCGUCGGGCCGGGAGCCGGGUCUGGGGCCCGGGAUGUCCAUGUUCCGCUGGCUGGAGGUUCUGGAGAAAGAGUUCGAUAAGGCCUUCGUGGACGUGGACCUGCUGCUGGGAGAGAUCGAUCCGGAUCAGGUGGACAUCACCUACGAGGGCCGCCAGAAGAUGACCAGCCUGAGUUCCUGCUUCGCCCAACUGUGCCACAAAACCCAGACCGUCUUCCAGCUCAACCACAAGCUGGAGGCUCAGCUGGUGGAUCUGCGCUCCGAGCUGACAGAGGCUCAGGCCGAGCGAGCGGUGGUGGAGCGAGAGGUCCAUGACCAGCUUCUGCAGCUUCAUGCUCUUCAGCUGCAGCUCCACGCUCAACAGGACCAGACUGAGGACUCUGACUCCAUCAAAGCCAGACUGGAACAGGAGCUGGAGGCCAAGAAGAAAGAGAACAUAGCCAAGGCCAGGCUGGAUGCAGAAGUGAGACUGUUCAAGAAGGAAAAUGAGGCCCUCCGCAGGCACAUGGCUGUACUGCAGGCUGAGGUGUAUGGGGCCCGAUUGGCUGCCAAGUAUCUGGACAAAGAACUGGCUGGCAGAGUGCAGCAGAUCCAGUUACUGGGCCGGGACAUGAAAGGUCCAGCACAUGACAAGCUGUGGAACCAGCUGGAGGCGAGAUUCACCUUCAUCGCCACAAGACCGUCAUCAGAGCGUGCCGCUGGUCGCAACGACUCCAAGAAGCCUCUUCCCUCUCCUGUGGGACAUAACUUCAUCAGUGCUGUAGUGAGAGCCAUGAGACAGAAGUCUUUUGUGCAUGAUGGGGUGGGUUUCUACAGCACAGGUAUAACUACUCUUUAG
Molecule: messenger RNA, 893 nt
Organism: Thalassophryne amazonica
Lineage: Eukaryota; Metazoa; Chordata; Actinopteri; Batrachoidiformes; Batrachoididae
Product: Golgi-associated PDZ and coiled-coil motif-containing protein-like
Exons: 5
Coding region: 48-893 (281 amino acids)
Biological process (GO): negative regulation of protein localization to cell surface
Cellular component (GO): trans-Golgi network transport vesicle; Golgi apparatus; membrane
Molecular function (GO): transmembrane transporter binding
Source: RefSeq, a predicted model, not a curated record